CACCAACUUCUUAUAGUUGCCGCGUUGGAUUUCUUUCUCGUUUUUCUUGCAUAAACAACUAUAAUUAUUAAUUAUUUAUCUUGCAAACUAGCUUUUAUUAUUUCAGGGAUUCAUUUCUUGCUUCAGCAUUCCUUGACAGAAAGAAACAUCUGUGAACGUUUUAACGGCAUUAUUAUAUGAGACUCACGUUUUAUUAAAAAAAGUUGAAAAAAAAACAAUUUAAUAUUUCUUUAACUUUUGCAUAGUCGAGUGGACAGGAACGGGGACUUAAAGAAAGAAUUUAAAAUAAAAGUUAUUGUCGACACAGAAUAGACUUGGAUUGAAUUUGACUAUUGAGUUGAUUUGAAUUAAAGAAUGGCUGCCGAACAAAGAAAAAUCAUUGAACAGCUUAUGGGAAGUAACCUUUCCAAUUUUACAAGUCGAGGCCAAGUUCACUUUACUGAUCGCAAAGUAUGCAGAAGUUUCUUAUGUGGAAUAUGUCCUCAUGAUAUUUUUACAAACACAAAAAUGGAUUUAGGCCCAUGCCCCAAGAUCCAUAGUGACAAGCUGAAGUCAGACUAUGAGCGAGCCAGCUACUCGCAUAGUUAUGGUUACGAAUGGGACUAUUUGGAAGAUUUGGAACGACAUGUAGAUGAAUGUAAUCGAAGAAUUGAUAUUGCUGAGGCAAGAAAGGAAAAAACCACAGAGGAAAUUGAACGAACGGAUGAACUGAUGCGUGAAAUUGCUCAUACAGACCAUUCCAUCGAAGUUUUGAUUGAGGAAAUGAAAGCCUUAUCGCAGAAAGGACGUGUCAACCAGACUAUGAAACAUUAUAUCGAGCUACGUCGUCUGAGAACUCAUAGACAGGAGUUGCAUCAAGAAGUGAUAUCUAUGAAUGAAGUCCCCAGUCAAGCUGGUACGACACAUCAAAAGCUGCAAGUUUGUGAUGUUUGUAGUGCAUAUCUGUCUCGAUUGGAUAAUGAUAGACGAUUGGCAGAUCAUUUCUCUGGAAAGAUGCAUCUUGGAUAUGCAAUGCUACGAAACCUGGCUAAGGAUCUUCGUGACCAGUUAGAAUUACAAACUUCUGAUAAAAAUGAAGAAGAAGGAGGACUGGAAGCUGAGAAUCAAGAAUAUGGAGAACAACAUUCAAUGCUCACGUAACUUGAUGAUUCUCUCCUAGACACUGCUACAUCUAAUAGUAUCUUCACGUUCCUACUAGUAGGGCCGUCCUAGUACCUAUUAUACAUGAUAUUCUCUUGGUAUACUUUAUGGAUAAUAUAGGCAUGCAUCUUUCCUUCGUUUUCUCCUUUAGACAUACUCCGAAGUUUAUUUUAUUUUUCUAAUAUUUAGGGUUUUGAUUUUUUUUAAAAAAAAGUAGAAAUUUAUUCAUGGCAAAUAUGAAAUAGGAUCAAUGAUGCA
Schizosaccharomyces cryophilus OY26 is the source of this 1398-nucleotide messenger RNA. Its product is annotated as U1 snRNP-associated protein Usp106. Gene Ontology annotation, molecular function: mRNA binding. The record is from RefSeq and is a predicted model, not a curated record. Gene Ontology annotation, cellular component: U1 snRNP; U2-type prespliceosome. NCBI's taxonomy places the organism in Eukaryota, Fungi, Ascomycota, Schizosaccharomycetes, Schizosaccharomycetales, Schizosaccharomycetaceae. The transcript has a single exon. Gene Ontology annotation, biological process: mRNA splice site recognition. The coding region runs from base 355 to 1140 and encodes 261 amino acids.